Messenger RNA from Mytilinidion resinicola, 1879 nucleotides. Its product is annotated as major facilitator superfamily transporter. The transcript is spliced from 3 exons. The record is from RefSeq and is a predicted model, not a curated record. Gene Ontology annotation, biological process: transmembrane transport. Bases 58 to 1803 code for a protein of 581 amino acids. Gene Ontology annotation, molecular function: transmembrane transporter activity. NCBI's taxonomy places the organism in Eukaryota, Fungi, Ascomycota, Dothideomycetes, Mytilinidiales, Mytilinidiaceae.
CUCGUCCUUACCCUCUAUCACUACCGCCUCAUCAUCUCCAUCUCUAUUCAAACUGUAAUGGACUCUUCGAAAAUGGAAUCCAUCCCAUUUCCACCACCUACAGCCCACGACUCCUACAUCGCCUCAUCCGCCAGCUCAGGCGUCCUAAAGAACAUCGCUAUCGAGCGCGGCUCCUACAUCGCUUCCUCCAACAGCUCCACCAUUCUGAAAACAGGCGGCAAUGAAAAGAACGAGGCCCCGACGUGGAAGCCCACCCCCCACGAACUCGCCAUCAUGCUCUCGCUCGCCCUCAUCUCGCUCAUGGUAUCUCUAGACGCCACGAUCGUCAUCACAAGCCUCAGCACCAUCGUCCGCGCCCUAAACGCCACCUCAACCGGCGGUUUCUGGAUCGGCACCGCCUACCUCCUCACCUGCGCCGCCACAAUGCCCUUCACAACCUCCCUCUCCUCCAUCUUCGGCCGGCCGCCCCUCCUCCUCCUCUCCCUCGCCCUCUUCACCGCCGGCACGCUCCUCUGCGCCCUCUCGCACGCCCUCCCGCUCCUCCUCGCCGGCCGCUGCGUGCAGGGCAUCGGCGGCGGCGGCAUCAUCUCCCUCUCCCUCAUCAUCUUCACCGACAUCGUGCCGCUGCGCUUCCGCUCGAAAUACUACGGCAUCAUCCAAGGCGCGUGGGCGCUCGGGACGUGCAUCGGGCCUGUUGUAGGUGGUGUGUUCGUGCAGAAGGCGAGCUGGCGGUGGGUGUUUUAUGUCAUGUUUCCGUUCUGUGGGAUUGGGUUUGCGGCGGUCGGGGGGCUGUUGACUCUUAAACCUAAGACGGAGUCGCUGGGGGAGAAGAUGAAGAAGGUGGAUUGGGCGGGUGGGGUGUUGUUCAUUGCGAGUUGCACGAGUUUCCUCGUGGCUGUGAGCUGGGGCGGGACGCAGGAGCCGUGGGCAUCGUGGCGGACGAUCGUGCCGCUCGUGCUGGGAGCGCUGGGGAUGCUAGCGACAGGGGUGUGGGAGCGGUAUGGUGCCAAACAGCCUUUCUUGCCGGGGGACUUGUUCUACUGCCCGAGUGCGUUCGCGGCGUACUUCGGGGCGACGGUGCAAGGGUUUCUCUUGUACGGCGUCCUCUACUACGGCCCCCUCUACUUCCUCUCCAUCCGCCUCCUCUCCCCCAUCCCCACCGGCCUCUCCAUCCUUCCUACUACUGUCGCCCUGGUCCCCGCCUCCGUCGCCGUCGGCGCCAUCGUCUCGCGCGUCGGCCACUUCCGCUGGGCUAUCUGGAGCGGCUGGCUUCUCACAACACUGUCCCACGGCCUCAUGAUCUUAUGGGACGUGCACACACCCACUGCUGUCUGGGUAGUCAUCAUGAUCCUUCUCGGCUUAGGCCACGGCUUGGUGCUCAACGCGCAGAACUUCGCCGCCCAAGCGAUCGCGAAGCGCAAGCAGGAGGGCGAGGCGGCAAGUAUGUACGCCUUCCUACGAAGCUUGGGCAUGGCGCUGGGAGUCGGAGUAGGGGGGAGCGUGUUUCAGAACGUCAUGAAGGUGAAGCUUGGACACUUCCAUCUACCGCUAGAGAUUGCGAGCAACGCGGAGGCGUAUAUCGAGACGGUGAAGCAUAUGCCAGUGGAUUCCGUCAUGCGGGCGCAGGUGUUGGAAAGCUAUGUGUAUGGGUUGAUGGGGGUGUUUGGGCUGUUCUGCGGCAUGGCGGGGCUGGCAUUGGUGGCGAGUGCGUUUGUGGGGCGGUUUGUGUUGGAUAAGGAGCUGGAGAGUGAGCAUAAGCUUGCUGAGAAUCGGUGGAGUAGGGGGUUGAACAAUAUGGUUUGAGGACCUUGGGCAGCGGGUUAUACUUUUGGCUUGUAAGUAUACCCUUUAUGAUUUAUGAUCCAAAAUUUGGAAACGG